Aspergillus chevalieri is the source of this 1983-nucleotide messenger RNA. RefSeq names its product DUF2985 domain-containing protein. NCBI's taxonomy places the organism in Eukaryota, Fungi, Ascomycota, Eurotiomycetes, Eurotiales, Aspergillaceae. The record is from RefSeq and is a predicted model, not a curated record. The transcript has 4 exons. The coding region runs from base 1 to 1983 and encodes 660 amino acids.
AUGGAUCGCAUUGAGCCGGUCGGUGGUCCAGACGACCGUCCUAACGGUGCUCCGUUUCCGGCGUUCGAUAACAACUCCCUAACGCCCACCGCGCAUACCCCCAGACCUCGAGCUCUGUCGCGAUCCCGUCGCCCAAGUAUUCGUCUUUCGCGCCUUUCCUCCGUUUCCUCAUUGGGUAGCAGUGGCGACGACCCGAACCAGAACCCCCAGAACUCGAACCGCCGAACGGCCGCCGAUGAUAGCGCCACGGCGUUUCUGACCAGGAACAGGAGUCCCGGGCCUGGGAGAGAACAUACACAGAUCGAAGAGGAGGAUGAGUCGUGGCAAGGGAGUCGUCGUCGCAGUAGCUCUGAGCCGCGUCCGGGGCGAUGGUCGUCGCCGUCGCCGGUUGCGUUGUCGCGCAUCGCAACGCCCAUGCUGCCGUUGGCUGAGGUGAGGACUAAUCAGAGUCGUGGUCCUCGUUCGCCUUCAGAGAGACAGGAUAACAAUCUUGAGAGCAACCCUGAGAACCCUCAGAAUGAUAAUCAUGAGGAUUCUGAGAAGUUGGCCGUUAGGCCUCCCCCGGUCGUGCGACCAAGGGCCGACAGUCGCUUGCGGCGAACCAGUCAGGCGGCUUUGAACCGGUUCUCUCGGAAUCGCGCUUCAACUGUGAACGGACCCGUCCCUAAAGUAAUUGAUUGGAAUCACUACCGGGAUGAGGAUUAUGAUCGUUCACAUGAAUAUGAUCCGGAUAUUGUAAACGUUUUGGACGUUAUUGAUCCCGAAGUGUCCGCUCUAUCAACCCUGACCAACGUCCAAAACUCCCUCUUCGUCCCCGACCUGUUUGGCUUUGUCAACCGCGAGCCCACCUACACCCUCUCCCCUCCUCACCAUGAGGCCGUCACAGAGGAAGAAGGCACCACAACUGACGAUGCUGGUGACAACCUCCAAGAGCUGCGUCCAGACAUGAAGAACCUACGGCAUCUGUCUAGUAUAUCCUCUGUUUUGGACGCAGGAGAAACGCGCUUUGCCGUCUUGCCCGACGAGACCAAUCUCGACGGCUGGACCAAGGAAGAUAUAGAGGAAUUGAACGAUCAUGUCCGACACAUGCUGCAUUCUCGUCGUAACAAGUUCAAGCGUGCGAUGAAGGGAUUCGGACAAUACGUUUCUAAACCCUUGGGAUUUCUGGUUACACUCUAUGCAACCCUGAUCACUCUCUUCGGUCUAGCCUGGGUUCUCUUCCUUAUCGGCUGGAUCAACGUCGGCGGUAAACAACUCUACGUAAUUAACAUCAUUGACAACAUCCUCGUCGCCCUCUUCGCCAUCAUGGGCGACGGCCUCGUCCCCUUCCGCGCCAUAGACACCUACCACAUGAUCUUCAUCGCGCGCUACACCUUCCUCACCUGGAAAAUCCGCAAACAGCGCGCCCUCCCCUCCCUCAAAAACAAAAACGACCUCCCCGUCCGCCGCGAAAUCGACAUUGACGUCGAAUGGGGCGACACCCCAAAGGACGAAGCCUACGAGUUCUCCGUCCUAGACCGCAUCCAACAAGCUCGCCUCAUCCACCACCAGAAGAAAUUCGCCAAAUCACACACCUUCUACAAGCCACACGAGACAGUCACCCACUACGCCUUUCCCCUCCGUCUGCUCAUCGCCAUCGUCGUCGUGCUCGACUGCCACUCCAUGCUGCAGAUCGCCCUGGGUACUUGCACCUGGAGUAUAGACUACCACGUGCGCCCCUUCGCAUUGACAACAGUUAUCCUCUGCUGCUCCAUCGCAUGCAACAUCUCCGGCGGCGUAAUGAUCAUGAUCGGCGAUAGGAUGACCCGCAAAAAGGACGUCGUGGAACGUAUGUUCCGCCAGAAACUUACCUCCGAGGCCAUGAAGAUCAUGCAGAAGCGCAGGCGCAAGGAAGAGAAGAGGAAUGCAUCGCUCAGUCAUACGUCUUCGGGGCCAUCGAAUUCGGUCCUCGCGCCGCAGGUUUCGCCGUAUGAGGGGACCUAG